Messenger RNA from Odocoileus virginianus texanus, 8444 nucleotides. The record is from RefSeq and is a predicted model, not a curated record. Lineage: Eukaryota; Metazoa; Chordata; Mammalia; Artiodactyla; Cervidae.
CCACAGCCGGUGGUAGAGCCCCAGUUGCCGGAACAGGAAGCCGAGGCUCUCAGAUUCCGAGUCAGCCAACGUUCAGUGGGCGCCCCCUGAGCGCUGGGUGCUGGCCGCCGGACUUCCACGUCCGUUAUCUUAAUUGAGCCUUGCUGGGGUUGGGAGCCGGGUGUUGUCCAGGCUUACAGAUGAGAAGCGGAAGUCCUCAGAGGCAAAGGGAUUUGCCUAAAGUCCGACUGUGGCAGACCGGAUUCGGACUGAGAUUUUCUGGUUUCCUAGCUGGUGUUCUUUCUACUGCCCCAUUUCUAGGUCGAUUCCCUUCCUCCUUGUUCACUGGCCCCUUCUCAUUCUAUUUCACCCACCAGGGCAGGAUAGGUUCUUUUCUUUCCUAUUUCAAACCUGUCCGCUCACACAUUUUUCUUCUUAAGUCUUGGCACCUUCCCAAGUCCCCUUAAUAUUCUCUGCUACACUUCUGCUCUUCUUCAUUCUAGCUCUCAAGGUCUUUGCCCACUUUGUGAUAAUAAACCUCUCAACUAGUUGUGGAUCCUGGCGAGUGAAAUAACUGGGCUUCAGUGAGGCUUGGGGUGUUUAAGUGGACAAACUGGCGCCUGGGUUAAAAGUUAAGGAAUGAUAUUUGAGUGGGCCCAGAUUCAAGAGUCCUGUUUUCUAACCCGACAUGCUCUUCUCUGAAUGAGACUCUUAGUGCAUGAGAAGGUGUCUUGACCUCUUGGUCCUCUUGUUGGCGUUAGCACAACUUCACUUUUUACCCUCCCAUUUGCCAGUGACCCACAUGUCUCUCCACCACCUGUCAGGGCUAUGAAAGCCUCUGAUUAAAACCUAUAACCAAAUAACGGGUGUAAUCACAGACUCUGCUUUUUUUCUUUUACUAAGCCAGAAUUUCAACAAACUUACCACAUCCGUUUUUCAGAGAAGUUACCUAAUUCAGUUAUCAAUAUUUUCGGAGUAUACAUGGAAAGGAAAGAAGCGAAAAUGGAGUGCACUGAAAAUGGAUAGUACAUUCUUUAUCUUGUGAAAAUCUUGAUGUUAACAGCAUGUUCUCUUUCCACAGAAGUGGCCUGUUGUUGUAUUAAUAGUUCUUACUGGUUAUUAUACUGAAUCUGUUCUGUCUCCAAUCUGCUAAAUAUGAAUUCUGUAAAAUAAUACAAAUUGAUUAUUAUGUAAAAGAAAAACAGGACCAGGCACAGAGAAAUAAAUUUUAUUAUCCAUUAUCUAUCAUUUUUAAGAAUUUGUAAUAGCCACUGAGUAAUCUCACAUCUGUAUGCCUUUUAUACUUUUUUUUUUCUUUUAUACUUUUAAAAGAAUUUCUAUAAUUUACCUUUUAAUAUGGAUCCAGAUGUCAGGAUUAAACUACUGUGUAGAUAGUCUUUGGAGUAAAUUCAGCUGUACAUUUCUAAAGUAAAAUCAUUUUAUAAUUUUCAGAAAAUGCAGAUACAAAAUAAUCCGGGCAUUGUAUAUUAUAUCAAAAAGAAUAUCAGUUCUAAGUACUAUUUGAGACUUUAGGUUUAGUAUUUUGGGGGCACAUAUGAUCCGUUUUAAUAAUGAUCAACAGGCUUAUAUCUUAUUUCAUUAUCCUGGUGAGCAGGAUUGGAUGGUGAGAAAAGGAAAGAUUCCUGUGAGAAGAGAACAGGAUGAGCAGAGGGAUCUAUGCUUGAAGUUGAGUCACUUGAAAAAGAUCUCUUUGAAUGUGGAAGAGAUCUGAACAGAUGAAAAUACAAUCAGGAAAAUGCAACAUGGCAGCAGCGAUGGAAACAGAACAGCUGGGUGUUGAGAUCUUUGAAACCGCAGAGUGUGAGGAGAAUAUUGAAUCACAGGAUCGGCCUAAAUUGGAGCCAUUUUAUGUCGAGCGAUAUUCCUGGAGUCAGCUUAAAAAGCUGCUUGCUGAUACCAGAAAAUAUCAUGGCUACAUGAUGGCUAAGGCACCACAUGAUUUUAUGUUUGUGAAGAGGAAUGACCCAGAUGGGCCUCAUUCGGACAGGAUCUAUUACCUUGCUAUGUCUGGUGAGAACAGAGAAAAUACACUGUUUUAUUCUGAAAUUCCCAAAACCAUCAACAGAGCAGCAGUCUUAAUGCUGUCUUGGAAGCCUCUUUUGGAUCUUUUUCAGGCAACACUGGACUAUGGAAUGUAUUCUCGAGAAGAAGAACUAUUACGGGAAAGAAAACGCAUUGGAACAGUUGGAAUUGCUUCUUAUGAUUAUCACCAAGGAAGUGGAACAUUUCUAUUUCAAGCUGGUAGUGGAAUUUACCAUGUAAAAGAUGGAGGGCCACAAGGAUUUACUCAACAACCCUUACGGCCCAAUUUAGUGGAGACUAGUUGUCCCAACAUUCGGAUGGAUCCAAAACUAUGCCCAGCUGAUCCAGACUGGAUUGCUUUUAUACAUAGCAAUGAUAUUUGGAUAUCAAACAUUGUAACGAGAGAAGAAAGGAGGCUCACUUAUGUGCACAAUGAGCUAGCCAACAUGGAAGAGGAUCCCAGAUCAGCUGGAGUUGCUACCUUUGUUCUUCAAGAAGAAUUUGAUAGAUACUCUGGUUAUUGGUGGUGUCCAGAAGCUGAAACAACUCCCAGUGGCAGUAAAAUUCUUAGAAUUCUAUAUGAAGAAAAUGAUGAAUCUGAGGUGGAAAUUAUUCAUGUUACAUCCCCUAUGUUGGAAACAAGGAGAGCAGAUUCAUUCCGUUAUCCUAAAACAGGCACAGCAAAUCCAAAAGUCACUUUUAAGAUGUCAGAAAUACUGAUUGAUGCUGAAGGAAGGAUUAUAGAUGUCAUAGAUAAGGAACUAAUUCAGCCUUUUGAGAUUCUGUUUGAAGGAGUUGAAUAUAUUGCCAGAGCUGGAUGGACUCCAGAGGGAAAAUAUGCGUGGGCCAUCCUACUAGAUCGCUCUCAAACUCGCCUACAGAUAGUGUUGAUCUCACCUGAAUUAUUUAUCCCAGUAGAAGAUGAUGCCAUGGAAAGACAGAGAUUCAUCGAGUCAGUGCCUGACUCUGUGACACCACUGAUUAUCUAUGAAGAAACAACAGACAUCUGGAUAAAUAUCCAUGACAUCUUUCAUGUUUUUCCCCAAAGUCAUGAAGAUGAAAUUGAAUUUAUUUUUGCCUCUGAAUGCAAAACAGGUUUCCGUCAUUUAUAUAAAAUCACAUCCAUUUUAAAGGAGAGCAAAUAUAAACGAUCCAGUGGUGGGCUGCCUGCCCCAAGUGAUUUCAAGUGUCCUAUCAAAGAGGAAAUAGCAAUUACCAGUGGUGAAUGGGAAGUUCUUGGCCGGCAUGGAUCUAAUAUCCAGGUUGACGAAGUCAGAAAGCUGGUAUAUUUUGAAGGCACCAAAGACUCUCCUUUAGAACAUCACCUGUAUGUGGUCAGUUAUGUAAAUCCUGGAGAGGUGACGAGGCUGACUGACCGUGGUUAUUCACAUUCUUGCUGCAUCAGCCGGCAUUGUGACUUCUUUAUAAGUAAGUAUAGUAACCAGAAGAAUCCACACUGUGUGUCCCUUUACAAGCUGGCAAGUCCUGACGGUGACCCAACCUGCAAAACAAAAGAAUUCUGGGCCACUAUCUUGGAUUCAGCAGGUCCUCUUCCUGACUAUACCCCUCCAGAAAUUUUUUCUUUUGAAAGCACUACUGGAUUUACAUUGUAUGGGAUGCUGUACAAACCUCAUGAUCUACAACCUGGAAAGAAAUACCCCACUGUGCUGUUUAUAUAUGGUGGUCCUCAGGUGCAGUUGGUGAAUAAUCGGUUUAAAGGAGUGAAGUACUUCCGACUGAACACCCUGGCCUCUCUGGGCUAUGUGGUUGUGGUGAUAGACAACAGGGGGUCCUGUCACCGAGGGCUUAAAUUUGAAGGCGCCUUUAAGUAUAAAAUGGGUCAAAUAGAAAUUGACGAUCAAGUGGAAGGACUCCAGUAUCUAGCCUCUCAAUAUGAUUUCAUUGACUUAGAUCGUGUGGGCAUCCAUGGCUGGUCCUAUGGAGGAUACCUGUCCCUAAUGGCGUUAAUGCAGAGGUCAGAUAUCUUCAGGGUUGCUAUUGCUGGGGCCCCAGUCACUCUGUGGAUCUUCUAUGAUACAGGCUACACGGAACGUUAUAUGGGUCACCCUGACCAGAAUGAACAGGGCUAUUACUUAGGAUCUGUGGCCAUGCAGGCAGAAAAAUUCCCCUCUGAACCAAAUCGUUUACUACUCUUACAUGGGUUCUUGGAUGAGAAUGUUCAUUUUGCACACACCAGUAUAUUACUGAGUUUUUUAGUGAGGGCUGGAAAGCCAUAUGAUUUACAGUUUGUAAUCGUGGACAAGAUGACAGGAGUCCAUUCACUAUCCUCCUUUGCUUUUCUUCUUCCCCUUGGAAGGAUCUAUCCUCAGGAGAGACACAGCAUAAGAGUUCCUGAAUCUGGAGAACAUUAUGAACUGCAUCUUUUGCACUACCUUCAAGAAAACCUUGGAUCACGUAUUGCUGCUCUGAAAGUGAUAUAAUUUUGACCUGUGUAGAACUCUGGUAUACACUGGCUGUUUAACCAAAUGAGGAAGUUUAAAUUUAAUCAAUAGAGAAUUGAUCAUCACAUUUUGGUACUUGCCACAUAACAUCUACUUCUGAAAGUAUAUCUGGUGCCAUGCAGGUGUUUACAGCUUGUGGAUAGUAAUCUAAUACCUUAACCAUACACACACAAAAUUAAAUGACACAUAUUUCUAAGGGACCCAGCAAUACCUUGAGAAUCACUGAAAGAAAUAAGACAUUAGCACCAUGUAUUCAUGCUACCUUAUUUUCAUUUUUAAUAACAUUAUGAAACCUCAUGGACUUAGUGUAUUUUUACAGUAUACUUCUGAGUUUGUUAAAAUAUGAUAUUAGUGAUUGGCUUGGUUCAAUUCCAGAAUCUCUGACUAGUUACAGAUUUGAUAGCACUUAAAUGUAAUUGAAUAGCUUCUGCUUCAUUGCUUGGGGUGUAUCCAGCAUGUUAUAAACUAAUCACUAUUAAACCUAUGACUUAACCAAUCAUUAAUGAUUGUUCAAGGUUAAGUUAGUGGCCUCCUAAAGACACUUACUUUGUUUCAUUCAAACUCUGACCAGUUUUUAGCCAAUUUAAAUUGUAUCUAGUAUAAAUGGUUCUCUUUGAUGAUAUGACCAGGUGGGUUUUUCUUUUCACAUAAAGGCAAGUAACUGUAUAUGUAGCAUGAUUAUAAUAUUGAUAAUUACAGGCAGGAAAAUUUUAACCAGAUAAUUAGAGCUUAAAUAUUUGCAGGCAGUUCCUUUUCCUUUGGGAAAAGAAAAAAAUACACAUUCACUCGUAUUCUUCAGAAAAUUUAGUGGUGCCAUUUUCCAUUGGGUAUUUCCACGUUGAAAUGUUCCAGAGUUUUAGGGCAGUGGAAGGGAAUUUUGGUGGAGUCGGGGAGACCAGGGUGUGGAGAAUGGCAAGGGACUGCUUAAGAACUAAGCAGAAGUAUAAUCUGACCAAAAAUACUCAUGAAGAACUUUAAGAAUUGAAAUUUAAACUCCUAGAAUAUUAGCUAAGGAAACCAGAAUUAAGAGAUCACUCUCUUGCCAACAGUUACAGACUAACAUUAUUCAGGGGAAGAAAAGCUGCUUACAGUUACUUUUACAUUUCUAAUUCUCACUUUUUGUUAUUUUCUUCUUAAUUUUGGAAGCCUUACAAAUUGAAACUUUCUCUAACCUUUAUAAAUUAUUUGAGCAUCCUUUAAAUAUUGUGAUCUUAAAAUACAGAGGUUUCCAGACAACCUCUUUACUAUAAACUGAUCCCCAGCCAGCCAUGACUCUCUUUUUCAGUGUUCAAAGCUUAUAAGCGAUUUCUUGAAUGGUCAUGACAUGUUCCUGAUUUAGCCCUAGCGCUUGACUAUUAAGGGAGCUCAUAGUGCUGAUUGGUGCUGAUUGGGAUCUGUCAUCUUAGAAUCAUAGGGUGCUAGCUGGGUCAUAUCGGAGCUAGUGUCAGAGAAGGCACCCAAGAGUUUGACCCUUUUUAGCACAAGCCUCAAUGUUUGGAAAGUUGCUAUCAGUACUUCUAAACAGUGUUCCGAAAGAAAAAAAUUGUACUCUCUCUCACCAUUACAGAAUGAAUAGAUUCCUAUCCUAGAGAGCACAGCCUCCAUUAGUAAGGAUAGCUGUGCUUGAGAUGUGGACUUCAUCUUUGAGGGCCACAUGGGAGGUGGGAGAGGUCCAGAGAUGGCAGGGUGACCUGGUGGUUCUGUCCGUGGAGGGGGAUUGGGUUUUGCUGUUUUUGUAUUUAUACUGUAUUAUAGAUACCACACUUUUCCCUAUGACUGUAUAUGUAUUGAUUUUCUUGUUUAUGAUAUUUUCCCAUGCUGAGAUAUGUUUAUAUUCUUUUCAAUGUUAAAUUAAAUUGAUUUGGGUAAUAUUCUUCCCCAAAAAAGUAUUUUCCCCCAUGACUAAAGUUUGUAUCUGAUUACUGAAGACAAUUUUUGUUUGUGGACCUAGUUGGCCUCCGAGGAUAUAUCCUUAUAUAAUAUGCAAAGUAGAAAUGGCCUACAGUAGCUCUUAGACAGCUGUUCAUUUGAAACCGCUUACCCAGUAUGGCUGUGUUUUCAAAAUGACAUCUCGUAUUUUACCAAAACAAACCUUAAGGAACCUCAUGGACUCUCAGAUUCACAGGUAUUUUCCUUUUGCAUCUUGCCAUCUGCUUUCCUCCCAUCACAAGGAAUGUUUCUGUUAUCAUUCCCUGUCAGUCACUUAAAGGCCAUUCUCCUUCUAUAGAGGGGGGAAAUACCUGACUGAAUUUGCAUGCAAAAAGACAACUUGAAUGAAUUUGAUUUUUAAAAUCAAUGUGAAAAACAUAGUCAAUUCAGGCAAUCUGUAGAAACCUCACUAAAACUAUUUGUACCCCGUGUACGGGCAGCAAACUAAAAGGCAAGAGUGUAGCAGCAAUUUUAGUGAGAACCAAAAAGUACUAGGUUAAACACCAAGGGGGAGUGUUGCAGGUUUGAUCAUUGAAUGCACUUGAACAACCAUCAGGUAGGUAUGGUUGCUUGUGUGUUGAGCAGUGAGACUCUUGAACCUCACUCUUAGAAAUUUGGGUUUGGUUGAUUAAGUGGAGACCAGGAAUCUGCAUUCCUAGCAAGCGUUCCAGGUGACUCUAAAGCAAGUCAUUUGUGGGGCUAUUUUAAGAAGUAGGACUGAGUUGGAUUAAGAAAAUAAUAGGUGAUUUUUACACUGAACUGAUUUUCAAGAACCUAAAACAAUAGUCAAGAUAGCUCCUCAUACAAUAAUUAUUGGCCAUUUUUUCACUCUGAAAGAAGCAGAAGGUAUCAUUAACUGUAUCGCCCCUUGGUCUGGAGAUUAAUUUUGGAAUGAAGGUUUUUCCCUCUUGCCAUUCCUGGCUUGGUUCCAGUGCCUCAUACAUAAGAGGAAGAAGUCACAAUGCAUGCAUGAUUUUUCAAAAGAAUGAGGUAAUAGAUACUGAUGCUUACUUUUACUUGUUUUAUUUCUUAAAGAAAAGUGUAUCCCACCUCUCUGUAACAUUGUUCUCUCUUUAGGUGGAAUGAUUCCUAUGAGAUCUCUCAUUAUAGAAUUAUAGAACUUUCAAGCUCUUAUAUCUUUGAUAUAAUCUGAUGUUCUCGUUUUUUAGAGGAGGAACCUCCAUAUAGAGAGGAGAAAAUACACCCAUGGCCACCCUUAGUGCUCCAUCCAGAUAUUCCAACUCAUGAUAGUUAAAUGAUAUGUAGAAAAGGCAAAUUUUUAAAGAAGUAUUUAUUAAUAUAUUCCUAUGAAACAUUUUAAAGAUAACAUAAAAUGGUUAAUUUUUCCAUUCUGAAGUAAAUGCUAAGCAUGCUUAUUAAUGAAGCAGUACUUCUAAUUAGUAUAUGACAUUCUGAAGUUAAUUAAAAUUGUUACACUCAACGUGUCUUCCUCGGUGUAGUGGGAGGUUUGGGGCUUGGGAUAUAAAGUGCUUGUUUAAGCCUAGGAACCCAAAUUAGAGCCAUUUAAAGUAAGCAAAGCGACAUGGCCAUAUCUAAACUAAGAUAAGGAAGCUGAGUGUCCAUUCCCAGCAGACAUAGGAGACUUUUCUGACUUUCACCUUCCCACAGCCCAACCUCGCCUAUCCAUCUUGCAGCCUAAAAUAGGAGGCAUGUUAGUGCAAGGUGCUGGCUCCAGUUUUUUCUUACUUUGUCAAAAGACAGUUCUAGGUAAUCAUUUAAGUCCCUCACAGAGAGAGAGAAGUAGUGUUUGUAUGUUUGUUUUUAAAUAACCCAAAUACAAAUUUAUGUUGUAUUCAGCACAAUUGGAGUUCAGGUCUUUAAUUUUAGAAUAUAAAGUGCCUGCUGUUUUAAGCGUUGACUUGUAUAAAAAGAACUGCAUGUCUCACUCCAGUAAGUUUAUGGGUUUUCUCAUUUUCAGCUACAUGGCUUUUAAUCAUGUAAAGUGAAACAUUAGUUUUGUUGCAUUUUAUUACAGGUUCUUUGUUGCAAUAAAGAUGCUGCUAAAAUUAA